Pelodiscus sinensis (Chinese soft-shelled turtle) is the source of this 1569-nucleotide messenger RNA. It is a transcript of the gene RGS2, whose product is annotated as regulator of G protein signaling 2. The record is from RefSeq and is a predicted model, not a curated record. NCBI's taxonomy places the organism in Eukaryota, Metazoa, Chordata, Testudines, Trionychidae.
CCCCUACUGCCUUCUAUAAAGAAAGGCUGCCUUUCUCUUCACGUUCAACUUCUCAGUGAAGAAAAGGGUGCUGCUGCAGAUCAGCGAUAGACCCUGGGAUAAAACAGAAGAAGUAUGCAAAGUGCAAUCUUCCUUGCUCUUCAGCACAACUGUGGACAAAUGGAGAGAACUCCCAGCAGCUGUCAAAAUGAGGAGAAGAAAGGAAAGAUGAAGAGAACUGUCAUUAAGGAUUGGAAAACAAGGUUGAGCUACUUCCUGCAAAACUCUUCCACUUCUACAAAAACCAAGUCCAACAAAAAAGGAAAGCAACAUUCUUACAUCAGACCUUCUCCUGAAGAAGCCCAGCUUUGGUCAGAAGCUUUUGAUGAACUUCUAGCUAAUAAAUAUGGUCUUGCAGCAUUUCGAGCUUUUUUAAAAUCAGAGUUCUGUGAGGAGAACAUCGAUUUCUGGCUGGCCUGUGAAGACUUCAAGAAAAUCAAGUCACCUCAGAAGCUGACAUCCAAGGCUAAAAAAAUCUACAGUGAUUUCAUUGAAAAAGAAGCUCCCAAAGAGAUAAACAUAGACUUCCAAACCAAGAACAUGAUUGCCCAGAAUAUCCAAGAAGCUACACACACCUGUUUCAAUGCUGCGCAGAAGCGAGUCUACAGCUUGAUGGAGAAUAAUGCAUAUCCACGAUUUUUAGAGUCUGAAUUCUAUCAGGAACUGUGUAAAAAGUCAAAGAUUACUGGGGAGCCUCAAGGGACAUGAAGGACAGUGAAGUGAAGAACUCUAUUUAACCUGCUAAGGAAGAAGGCCGUGUGUCCUGGCAGCUCCAUAACCUGAAAGACUGAAAUCCUGAAUAUACAGGUUUGCCAGAUGUAAUGAGAAAAAAUUAACAGAACUAUUACCUCUGAUGGUUCAGAAUUGUGAUAAACAGUGAUGUUGUUAGAAGUCUAGGAGAAGGAGCCAGGAAAGGCUGCUGGCCAAUAUCCAGUGAUGAGGCAUUUUCCAUCAGUAAACAAUGCAGAGAGAAGGUAUUUCCAUGCAUUAUUAAAACAUUGUGUCUUGUCAGACUCCUUAUGUCACAUUGGAAGCAUUGUUACUGUCGGUCAGAACAGUUUGAUCAAAUAUUCCUGGGAGUUUGGACCAUCUUUGAAUAAUUUAUUGCAUUUUUUCCCAAAACAACGGGUGGUGUGUUAUCUUUACUCCCUUAGUUCUUAAUACUGGUUCAGUUAAGUAAAGAUUUCCCACCUACAAAUAGAUACAUCAGUCUUCCAUGUGACACUAGACACUGUUGCUGUAUAAUGAAAAGAAAUAAAGAAGCAUGCAUUAUAACUCUUUGGAGCAGAGGAUGUUGAGUAGCUAACUAUAUAGAGCCAAAUUCUGUCAGUGGUGUUUCAUACAGUGAGAGUAAGGGCAUAAUUUGGCCCAUAAGCAAACAGGAGCUGUAUAAUAUUAUGUUGUGGAGACUAAGGCUGUGUUGAACAUGUCCAUUUAUGCCACAAAUGUCUCAAAUUCUGUCUUGAAGACAGCGAAACUUCAGGGAAGUUGUCUUUACAUUUUUUAAUAAUAAAUUAUUUUGAUAUAAGA